UGACGUCCAGCGGGUCUGAUAGCCUGGAGCUGGACCCUGUGGCAUGACGAUGGCGCUCGCAAGCUUCUAAUUGAUUUCGUUACCCAACCGGCCGAGCUAUAAAUUGCCUAUAUUGUGUGAUGCAUGCCUGCUUUGGAAAUACGACCAGGCAGUCAGAUAUUCCCCGCGCUGCAUUCGGAAGGUAGCACACGACCGAAUGCAGUUUAGGGGCACAGUUCGACGUGUGGGGAUCUGUCCUUGCAAGCCGGCUGCACCCAGCUCAAGCGCCAUGCUGGGGGCUAUAAAAGACAUGCGGCCAGACCCACGCCUCUCUUCUGCUCUUCGUCUUUCUUUGCGCCUCCUUUUUUUUCUACUUGCACAUCAUUCUGGUUGUUUUGUGCGCGUGUUGGUUUUUCGGUUCCAGUAAUUGAGCUCCUUCCAUUCCCCCCUUUUGUAAAGUAAUAAUGUCUUCUCUCGCUGCCCAGGUCGCCGAGCACCCGCGGUUCCACCUGCUCCCGCAGACGCACCAGCUCAAGGCGCUAAUGACGAUCAUCCGCGACAAAAACACCAAGCGCAGCGACUUUGUGUUCUACUCCGACCGUGUCAUCCGGCUGCUGGUCGAGGAGGGCCUGAACUACCUCCCUGUGGUCGAGAAGGAGGUGACCACACCCAUGGGCGUGCCCUUCAAGGGCGUGUCUUUCCAGGGCCGCAUCUGCGGAGUGUCGAUUAUGCGUGCGGGCGAGUCCAUGGAGCAGGGCCUGCGCGAUGUGUGCACCAGCGUGCGCAUCGGCAAGGUGCUGAUCCAGCGCGACGAACGCACCGCCACCCCGACCCUGUACUACUCGAAGCUGCCCAAGGAUAUUGCGGACCGCUGGGUGCUGCUGCUCGAUCCGAUGCUGGCUACUGGUGGCUCAGCAAUCAAGUGCGCCGAGGUCCUGAAGGAGGCCGGCGUCAAAGAGGACCGCAUCCUGUUUAUCAACCUGAUCUGCUCGCCCGAGGGCGCCCUGCACAUGCUGGAGAAGUUCCCUGGUCUGCAGAUCAUCUCUGCUGAGGUCGAUGAGGGCAUGGACCACCGCAAGUACAUUCUUCCGGGCCUUGGCGACUUUGGCGACCGCUACUUUGGCACUGAGGACUAAGAGCACUGAAUGCUGCCAUGGUCUUUUUAUUUAUAACGAAAACUAUACAUAUGGAAGUAUGAUAUAAACGUGUAGUGGUGUUGUGUAUAGGACAAAAGGCCAAUGCCAUCUACAGGCCAGAUAGCAUGCACCCUCGCUACCAGUCCAGGUUGAUGGUUCUGCUCUUGCACGUGUAGUACUUGUGGACGUUCAUCUCAGUGAUGGUAGAAAACUCGGCAAAACAGUUCG
Messenger RNA from Linderina pennispora, 1343 nucleotides. RefSeq names its product PRTase-like protein. The record is from RefSeq and is a predicted model, not a curated record. The transcript has a single exon. Lineage: Eukaryota; Fungi; Kickxellomycota; Kickxellomycetes; Kickxellales; Kickxellaceae. Bases 444 to 1115 code for a protein of 223 amino acids.